Messenger RNA from Trichomonas vaginalis G3, 648 nucleotides. RefSeq names its product SNAP receptor protein. The transcript has a single exon. The record is from RefSeq and is a predicted model, not a curated record. Lineage: Eukaryota; Parabasalia; Trichomonadida; Trichomonadidae. Bases 1 to 648 code for a protein of 215 amino acids. Gene Ontology annotation, cellular component: membrane. Gene Ontology annotation, biological process: vesicle-mediated transport.
AUGUCUUUCUUAUACGGUGCUGUUGCAUACCAAAACACAAUCAUUGCAGAACUCUCUAAUGCCUCAGGUAACAUGAGCCAAAUUGUUCCUGGCAUUCUUAAACAAGUCAAGUUUGAUGACAAGAAUGUUUCUUUCGAACAGCAGCAGUAUCUCUUCUCCCUCAUCUCUCGUUCCAACAAGAUUACAGUUCUUAUCCUCACAACCAAGGAUGUUAAGGGCAACGUUCGUUUCUACGCUGUUGAUCAGAUCUAUCAAAAGUUUGUCAUGAAGUAUCCAAACUACGCCUCACUCGGCCCACUCUCCAAGUCAGGCGAGUUCGGACCAACAAUCCAGGAGAUCUUUACACAGUUAAACAACCCACAGCAACAGAAGAUUGCCGAAAUCAACAGAAACAUCCAAGCCACACAGGAAAUCAUGACACAGAACCUUGCCGAUGCUCUCGUACGUGGUGAGAAGCUCGAAGUCAUGCAGGAAAAGUCAGAAGCCCUUCAACAACACGCAUCAGCCUUCGAAAGAUCAGCAAAGAAGGUCGAACAGAAGAUGUGCUGGGAGAGAUAUCGCUGGUACAUCCUCGGUGGUGCUGUUGCUGCAGCUGUCAUCAUCAUAAUUAUUAUUAUCAUCGCAACUACAGCAGGAAAGAAGAAAUGA